This is a messenger RNA of Condylostylus longicornis, 4334 nucleotides long. It is a transcript of the gene Gart, whose product is annotated as trifunctional purine biosynthetic protein adenosine-3. The coding region runs from base 134 to 4168 and encodes 1344 amino acids. Gene Ontology annotation, molecular function: phosphoribosylglycinamide formyltransferase activity; metal ion binding; ATP binding. NCBI's taxonomy places the organism in Eukaryota, Metazoa, Arthropoda, Insecta, Diptera, Dolichopodidae. Gene Ontology annotation, biological process: 'de novo' IMP biosynthetic process; adenine biosynthetic process. Gene Ontology annotation, cellular component: cytosol. The transcript has 10 exons. The record is from RefSeq and is a predicted model, not a curated record.
UAGAAACAGAAAGAUUACAUUUUCGGUAUAAAUUUUCUAAGGUUUUCUAUUUUAUAUUUAUAUACUUAUAAAUUUUGAACGCGUGUGAAAUAUUAAAAAAUUUGCUUAAAAUUUUUUGAAAUAUUUAAUUGAAAUGAGUGCAAAAAUUUUGGUUAUUGGAAGCGGAGGGCGUGAACAUGCUAUUUGUUGGAAAUUGGCACAAAGUGGUAAUGUUGAAGAAAUUUACGCUCUACCCGGCAGCUAUGGUAUUGGACAAAUUAACAAAGUUGUAAAUUUGACUAAUAUUGAUGUCAACAAUUUUCGGGCAAUAGGAGAAUGGUGUCAGCAGAAACAUAUUGAUUUAGUUGUAAUUGGUCCAGAGGAUCCUUUGGCCCAUGGAAUUUCAGAUGUUUUAUCAAAAUUUAAUAUCCGGUGUUUUGGUCCAAUGAAGGAAGGAGCACAAAUAGAAUCAGAUAAAAAAUGGGCUAAAAAUUUUAUGAUGCGACAUAAUAUACCAACAGCACGUUUUGAUACAUUUACCGAAUCAGAAAAAGCAAAACGAUUUUUAAGAGAUCCUCCCUACAAUGCCGUGGUUGUAAAAGCAAGUGGUCUGGCAGCAGGAAAAGGAGUUGUUGUUGCACUGAAUUCAGAGCACGCUUGUGAAGCUGUUGAUGAAAUACUUAAAGAAAAAAAAUAUGGAAAAGCUGGAGAUGUAGUUGUUAUUGAAGAAUUAUUAAUUGGCGAAGAAAUUUCGGUACUUGCAUUUGUUGAUAAAAACACAGUACGCGUAAUGUUGCCAUCUCAAGAUCAUAAAAGAUUGCAAGAUCAUGAUCUUGGCCCUAAUACUGGUGGAAUGGGCGCUUAUUGUCCGUGCCCAUUAAUCAACGAAAAUCAAUUAGAAUAUGUUAUUGAAAAUAUUUUACAAAAGACAAUUGAUGGUUUGAGACAAGAAGGGAUUUCUUAUUGCGGUGUCUUAUACGCAGGUCUUAUGUUAACAGACGUUGGACCGAAAGUUUUAGAAUUUAACUGUCGUUUUGGAGAUCCAGAGACCCAAGUUAUACUGCCAUUACUGAAAUCUGAUUUAUAUGAUGUUAUGUUAGCUUGUUGUGACAAUAAAUUAAAUCAAAUAAAUUUAGAAUGGGCUGAAAAUUUAUCGGCUGUUGGUGUAGUUAUGGCAAGCGCUGGUUAUCCAGAAACUAGCACAAAAGAUUGUGUUAUUGAAGGAAUUCCGAAAAAUACUCCAACGAACCUGAUAUUUCAUAGCGGUGUUGCUUACAAAAAUGAAAAACUUGUUACAAAUGGAGGUCGAGUUUUGAUUGCUGUUAGCUUGAAUGAAGAUUUGGAAAAAGCUGCGAGCAUGGCUACAGAAAUUUGUCACAAUAUUAAAUUUUUAGGAAAUAAAAAAGCUCAGUAUCGUACUGACAUAGCUGCAAAGGCUUUUAAAUUAUCUCUAUCCUACAAGGACAGUGGAGUAGAUAUAGAAGCAGGGGACGAUUUAGUUCAGAGAAUAAAACCACUAGCAAGAGGAACCUGCCGACAGGGUGUUGUUGGUGGAAUCGGGGGCUUUGGAGGGUUAUUUAGUAUGAAUGAGCUCCCUUACAAAAACCCAGUACUAUGUGAGAUUACUGGUGGUGUUGAAUCAAAAAUUAAAUUAGCCUUAGACUUUGAAAUGUAUGAAGGCAUCGGUUACGAUUUGGUUGCUGUUUGCGUUAAUAAAGUGUUAGAGUCUGGAGCCGAACCUAUAGCGUUUUUAGAUUAUAUUGCUUGCGGAAAAUUACAAGUAUCUGUGGCCGCACAAAUAAUAAAGGGAAUAUCUGAAGGAUGCCGGGAUGCUAAUUGCGCUUUAUUGGGUGGAGAAACAGCAGAAAUGCCUACAGUGUAUGCUGUUGGAAAAUAUGAUAUGGCUGGCUAUUGUGUAGGCGUUUUAGAGGAAAACUUUGAAAUUCCAAAAUACAAAAAUUUGGAAACUGGCGAUAUGAUAAUAGCCUUGCCAACUUGUGCACUAAAUAACUCUUGUUUUGGGUUCGUAAUAAAUCUUUUACAAAAAUUAGGGGUAAAUAUGCAAAACUUCUCUGAAUUCGGCGAUAAACAAAAAACAUUUGCGAGUAAUUUUUUGGAGACAUCACCGAUUUAUGUUAAAGAGGUUUUACCUCUCAUUCAAAAAAGAUUGGUAAAGUCGUUAGCCUACGUUGAUACAGAUUUAACGACAGCAAUGAAUAAAUUAAUAUCCAAAGAUUUUUCAGCACAAAUUGAUUUCAGUAAAAUUAGAACUCCAGAUAUAUUUGGUUGGAUGGCUGUAAAAGGUGGUCUUUCUGAUAACUGUCUUCUAAACAAUUUCAAUUGCGGCAUCGGUAUGCUAUUAAUUGUUUCGGAAAACUGUACUGAGUGGAUGUGCAUACCAAAUGCGAAAUGUAUUGGAAAAUUAAUAAAAUCUACUAAUUCUAAAACAGCUUUAAGUUUCAUAAACGUGAAUAAAUCUUUUAGCGAGUGCUCUAAACAGUUUAGUAAAGAAAUUAUUGAAAGAAAUUAUGAGUAUCAAGUAGAAAAACUUGACGAUGUGAAGCGGGAAUUAAUGCAAUUCGCUAGUUCUACGUUGGGAAAUGUUAUUCAAACUGAUUCUGGCAAAAUUUUAACUAAAGUGUCGAAGAAAUAUCGUAAUCCAAUAUUAAUAAUCGGCACAGAUGGCGUUGGCACUAAAAUAAAAAUUGCUCAAGAUUGUAAUUUGCACAAUACCGUUGGAAUAGAUUUGGUUGCAAUGUGUGCUAAUGAUAUCUUAUGUAACGGUGCUGAGCCUUUAACGUUCUUAAGUUAUUAUGCUGGUGGUGAAGCUCAAAAACAAACUGUUGUCGACAUUAUAUCGGGAGUGGUAGAAGGCUCAAAACAAAGUGCAACAAAUUUGAUUGAUACACAAAUAGUUGAACUUCCGUUGAUAUAUAAAAGAAACGUCUAUGACUUAGCAGGAUUCUCGUUAGGGGUUGCGGAAUAUGAAAAUAUGCUUCCAAGAACUAGCAUUAUAACAGAGGGUGACAUCGUUAUUGGUUUACCAUCUACUGGGGUUCAUAGCAAUGGAUUUAGUUUAGUACAUAAAAUAAUGGAUUACGCUGGAUAUACGUUUGGUGACAAAACUCCGUUCAGCAAUAAAACUUUUGGUGAGGAGUUCUUGACACCAACAAAAAUCUAUGUAGAUGCAUUAAAAAAUAUUUUAGAAAAACGGGUAGUAAAAGCAAUUGCUCAUAUUACAGGCGGUGGUCUGAUAGAAAAUAUUCCAAGAGUUUUUACUUCCGAAUUAGGUGUUAUAUUAGAUGCAAAUAAUUGGAAUAUUCCACCAGUAUUUGCUUGGUUAGCAGAAAAAGGCAAUAUAACAUUCUAUGAAAUGCAAAGAACAUAUAAUUGUGGUUUGGGUUUAAUAUUGAUUGCCGAUCCAAAAAAUGAAGAAUUUUUAAUAAAUCAACUAAAAUUUUCUCACAAUGCCACAAAAAUUGGUAAUGUUGUGUAUCGAAAGUCAUUAAAUACACCGCAAGUUACAAUUCAUAAUUUUGAAAAAUCUUUACAAAAAGUUCAAAGACUUAUAAAAUUACCAAAGAAAAGGGUUGCUGUGUUAAUAUCUGGUUCAGGCACAAACUUACAGUCACUAAUUAAUGCGACAAACGAUUCAGCGCAAGGUAUUGGAGCUGAAAUUGUAAUGGUCAUUUCAAAUAAAUCAACAGCAUAUGGUUUAGAGAGGGCGAAACAAAAUGGAAUUGAUGCUGUAUUCAUUUCACAUAAAGAUUUUAGCACUAGAGAAGAAUUUGAUGAAGCUAUGUCAAGAAAACUGAAGGAAUAUGGAGUUGAUAUUGUGUGUUUGGCUGGAUUUAUGAGAAUACUUACAGAAAAUUUUGUCAAGACAUGGAAAGGCAAACUAAUUAAUAUCCAUCCAUCGCUGUUACCGAAACAUCCAGGCUUGCAUGUUCAAAAAAAAGCUUUGGAUGCUGGAGAUAGUGAAUCGGGCUGCACGAUACACUUUGUUGAUGAGGGUGUUGACACAGGAGCAAUAAUCAUUCAAGAAAAGGUUCCAAUUCUUCCUGGCGAUACAGAAGAUAUUUUAAGUGCCCGGAUUUUGAAAGCAGAACAUUUUGCUUUUCCAAAAGCUUUGAAAUUACUAGCAACAGAUGCAGUUAAGCUUGUAAACAAUAAAGCUGUUUUUUGCUAACAUUUUUUUAGGUUAAGUAAUUAUUAAAAUUUUAAAGGUUUUUCCAAUUUCAUUUUGAUUAUCAACAAAACCAAUAAAAGAUAGGUAAAGGAAGUAAUAAAACUUACUGCUUUAGAAUCAAAUAGAAUUGUUAAUUAUAAAAUUUGCAUAUUCAUCUAUAUAGCAU